Messenger RNA from Colletotrichum navitas, 2300 nucleotides. Its product is annotated as heterokaryon incompatibility protein-domain-containing protein. The record is from RefSeq and is a predicted model, not a curated record. Bases 46 to 2034 code for a protein of 662 amino acids. The transcript has a single exon. Lineage: Eukaryota; Fungi; Ascomycota; Sordariomycetes; Glomerellales; Glomerellaceae.
CUAUUGCACAACCCUCAAGAACAGCAUUUUCCGAUUGUCAUCUUCAUGGCCUCUCAGGCAGACCUGUACGAGACACUAGAUCUUGAGCCUGUCAAACGGGAAAUCCGUGUGCUCAGCCUCGGACCUGGGACUAACGACGACCCUUUAGAACUCGACCUGUCACGAAUUUCGCUCGAUGAUAACCCUCAUUACACCGUUUUAUCCUACUGCUGGGGGUCUCAAGAUGAUCUACAGCAGGUCAGGAUCGGCGACACGCCAUUUCUCGUUUCCCGCCACCUCCAUAGCUGUCUCAUGAACCUUCGCCGAGAAGAUUCUCCGCUCACGAUCUGGAUCGAUGCGAUUUGCAUCAAUCAGAAUUCGAACCAGGAGAAGAACACCCAGGUCCCACUCAUGAGAGACAUUUACAAAGGCGCCACUGAGCUUUUCGUUUGGCUUGGCGAGUCGACGCCGGGGCUGGAUCGCAUUUUCAACUCAAUCCAGAGGGUCUUUGAGCACAACAUCGAAAUCGAGCCGAAGGGCAUCUCACAGGUAGCCGAAGAGCUUCUGCAAGCUUCUCCAGAAGAAACCGAACAGGCCUUCGUCGAGUUCGUCAACCGGCCCUGGUUUCGCCGCACAUGGAUCAUCCAAGAACUCGCACUGCCCCGACAGGACCCCAUCUUCAUUUGCGGAAAGCAUCGCACUCUUUGGACACACCUCAAGCGCUGGUGGGGCAUCGCGGAAUCCCUCAACCAAGCCGUCAAACAACACAGUACCCUGACUCUUCCCGUCUGGAAGAAUCUGCACCACCUGCUCAACUUCCGCGCACUCGAUAGGCUUGUUCUGCUACGGCAGCUGUUCGUCACCCCUAACAUAUCUAACAAUGGCCUUCGCCUUUCUGCUUUGAUCUUCAUGAGCGAAGAAUCUCUGGCGACUAACCCUAGAGACAAGAUAUAUGGUGUCAUGGGUCUGGCCAAUGCCAACGUCAACGAGAAGAUCGUGGUCGAUUAUGACAAGCCAGUCGAGGAUAUUUACGAAGAAGCCUCCAGAUAUCUGGUAUUUGAAGAAGGAACCCUCAGCCUUCUGUCAAACCAGACCGUCAACAUGACGCGAAACUCGACUGAUGCAGGAUCCGAGGCAUACCAUGAGUUUACUCUGAGUUGGGGUGCAAACGUCAAUUCAUCUUGGAUACGCGAUUUCGGACACAUUCGCGCUCCCACACACAGACCAGACCCCUUGGUUAGGGACUUGGAUUCACGCUGCUUGAAAUACAACGCGUCACUGAACACGCGCUCAACGCCACAUCCUGAGCAAAAAAAGAAAGUGCUUUCCAUACUGGGAACGAAAGUUGACAUAGUCGACGAUCACGUAAGGGCGUGGUACGAAUACCAAGGCAAGAUCCAGUGGUUCACGAACAUAAAAGGAGCUAUGGGCGUCUUCUUGCGCGCAGGCCAUCCGAUUCCGGGGAUCGAUGGAGACGGUCUUGAGGGCGGAUCUUCCAAAAUUACCGAGAUAGCAGUCGAUCCUGAAGGUAAGGAAGCAUGUCUUGUAUACAACCCAAAAGGCGGGCCGACAAAACCACUGAAGGAAGCCAUCUGGAGAACAUUUGUCGGCGACAAGAGUUCGGAUUCUUUGGACCCCGCCCCGGGCUACUACGAAUUCUUCCUCGAAGGGCUUCUGGAUGUGGAGAGCGGGAACCCGGACCCGAAGCUAUCGAUACCAGACAACGCCUUCCCCCCUGGCAUGUCCGAGUUUGAGCAUCAUUGGACCCAUUUCAUGGAAAGGGUGCAUUCGAUGAUGUUUCGUCGAGCCGCGUUUUCCACCAAGCAAGGUUGGAUUGGAUUUGGGCCUGAUACAAUGCGCAAGGGAGACGUCAUAGUUGUGCUCUCGGGAGGAGACGUGCCCUUUGUGUUGCGGCCAAUGCAGGACAGUUACAUUCUGAUUGGGGAGUGUUAUGUCGAAGGCAUCAUGUACGGAGAGAUGAUCAAGGCCCAAAUGGAGACACGCUCGGGCGGCGAGCAACAGGGUAUCAAGGGUGAAGUUUUCCACAUUCGUUGAAUUUAGCUGCCAUUGAGGAGUUAUGCGGUAAACUCUUAACAGUGUCAGGACUGCAAAGGAAGCAAGUAGCAAUAAGACCAGGCAUGUACCACCACGGCGCUGGUUCAAAGCCGACGAAACCACCACAACAGCGUCGUAGCCGAAAGAUUCGCCAAGAGCAUGGAUACUUUUGGGUACAUAGAGUCCCGUAAGACACAUGUGGAACUCGCAUGGUGUUUUCGCAAACUGACACAGGUAUCCUCAUUACAACCAGUCCCAUGAAAUAU